This is a messenger RNA of Ipomoea triloba (trilobed morning glory), 836 nucleotides long. RefSeq lists its product as uncharacterized. The record is from RefSeq and is a predicted model, not a curated record. Lineage: Eukaryota; Viridiplantae; Streptophyta; Magnoliopsida; Solanales; Convolvulaceae. Bases 260 to 724 code for a protein of 154 amino acids. The transcript is spliced from 2 exons.
ACCCACGCCGCAGCUCCAAAAAAACACCGCAGAUCCACGCCGCAGCAGCUCCAACCGUCGUCACCAUACCGCACCAGAAGCGCCGUCGCCACCGUCCUCCUCCAUAGUCGCCGUCGCUACCAGCUCCGCAUCGCCAUUGCCUCCGAAACCGCAACUCCAUAGUCGCCGUCGCUUACACCGCUCUGCCGUCGGGUUGUCCUCCAUCGCCGUCGGUCUUCCUCCGCCGACGCUCCUCUUCUCCGGUCCGGCUCCGAUCGAUAUGGAUCGGAGUUGGAUACAUGAGAAACGCAAAACAGUCAAAUAUAUACAAGGGGUUCAAGAGUUCAUACAAUAUGCUGAAAAAAAUAAAAGCAAAAAGGCGGAGGAUUUUAUAUCGUGCCCGUGCUGUGAUUGUAAAAAUUUGAGAAGAUAUCGUAAUUCUGACGUAGUGAAGGACCAUUUGAUACGUCGUGGCUUUAAGGAAGGGUACAAUCAAUGGAUAUGGCAUGGUGAAAGCUUACCUCCUAGUAUAAGUGUUAGUAAGAGUGAAACUCAUGUAGAGAGUGAGAAUCAAGCAAAUAGUCAAACUCAGGCAGAUAACGAGGAGAAUAAUGAAACUCAUGUUAGCAAUGAUGAGGAUGAUGAAAUUAAUGACCGAAUAGAUGAAAUGAUGCGUGAUGUGCAGGGAGAUUUUAGUGAAAUGCCUCUUGAGUUUAGAUGUUUGUUUGAUAAUGCUCAAAAGUAGGUUGAAGCGUGAGCAUCUUGACAGAAAACACCACCUCUAUGAAUCUCCCGUUCAACUCUAUGAUUACAUGAGUGAAGCUCAAUGGGCACAGUUUGUUGCACAUCGCCAGAGU